UGGCAAGCAUCCUACUAUUGCGAAGCCUCUAGUGCCUAUUGAUGAGGAUUUUAAGGGUCUCAAGUUAAAGGAAGGAGAUUCUGAUGAUCAGGGAAAAAUUGCCUCAAAAGCAUCUGUUGAUGUUGGUCCCACAUGCAACCCAGGGAUUUUAGAUCCAAAGUUGUCAACUGAUGAAAAGCCUGUAUCUGUGGUGGAACAACCAAGGAAGAGGAAGGAAAAAACCAAACAUAUUUCUGUUACACCUGCUGUUAAAGAACCAAAGAAGCGUGGUCCUUCCAAGAAGAAACCCAGUGCAGCAGACGUUGAAAAGGAGAAGACUGGGGAUAAAGAAUGCAAAAUACCUGGAUGUUUCUUUCGUGAUCUUGAGAAAUCAAAACGAUAUUCUGGAAAGAAUUUCAAGCGAAAUAGAGAUGAACUGGUUCAGAAGAUCUACAACCUGUUGAACAUCUCUGUCUUUGAUAAAAAGCUGCCAGAGAAAAUAGACAUUGGCUGGAAUAAAAAGAUGCUGAGAACUGCUGGCUUAUGCACCACUGGUGAGAAACGUCACCCAAAGAAGGAGCGCUAUGCCAAGAUCCAGAUUUCUGUGAAAGUCUGCGACUCCGCAGACCGUCUCCGGGAUACUUUGAUCCAUGAAAUAUGCCACGCAGCCUCCUGGCUGAUUGAUGGUGUCCGUGAUUCUCAUGGUGAUGCAUGGAAGUAUUAUGCCCAAAAAUCCAACAGGAUACACCCGGAGCUGCCAGCAGUCACCCGUUGCCAUAACUAUACAAUUAACUACAGGAUUCAAUAUGAAUGUACUCGAUGCAAAACCAGGGUAGGCCGCUACACCAGAUCAUUGAAUACUGACCGCUUCAUCUGUGCCGUAUGUAAGGGGUCUCUGGUUGUGCUGCCUUUAACUCGGAAGGAUGGGACCCCCAUUGCGCCCCAUGUGAGACCAUUUGCCAAGUAUGUGCAGGAGAAUUAUAGAAUAAUUCUGAAGCAGACAGCAGGAAUUACCCAUGGGGAUGUGAUGAAAAAGCUUAGCGAGGAUUAUCGUGCCAAUAAACAAAAGAAAGCUCCUUAAGGUUAUCACAGUAUGAGCUGAAUCCUUUCCUGAUAAGAAGUUUUAGAAAAGCCUGUUUCUGUGAAGUUAUCAAUAUUAGAACUAAAGUACGUUUUUAGGUUCAUGUUAUUAAUGAUGAUUAUUCUUAACCAGUGGCUCUGUUGCUAACCAUCUUGUGCCUUUGACAGUACUCUAAAAAAGCCCUUAGGGUCUACCUUGACUUUUACUGUGACAUCAUAGUUUUAACAUGUAGAACUGAAUACAAAAGAAAAAUAAGUUUAAGAAUGGUGGGUUAAGAGAAUGAGGAUAAUUCUGGAAAAAGAACAAGUUUUGAAAGCAACGCUUCAAAACCAGGGGUACCGUCUGAUGUAAUCUAUCAUAUCAACCUAGACAGAAAAGACAAAUGUGUUUCAGGAAUUUACUUGCUAAUAACAUUGAGUGAAACCAUCUGAGCCAUGUAAUUGUUCAU
This is a messenger RNA of Nycticebus coucang (slow loris), 1508 nucleotides long. It is a transcript of the gene GCNA, whose product is annotated as germ cell nuclear acidic peptidase. The coding region runs from base 503 to 1060 and encodes 185 amino acids. NCBI's taxonomy places the organism in Eukaryota, Metazoa, Chordata, Mammalia, Primates, Lorisidae. The record is from RefSeq and is a predicted model, not a curated record. Gene Ontology annotation, cellular component: nucleus. The transcript has 7 exons.